Molecule: messenger RNA, 4611 nt
Organism: Ceraceosorus guamensis
Lineage: Eukaryota; Fungi; Basidiomycota; Exobasidiomycetes; Ceraceosorales; Ceraceosoraceae
Product: RecF/RecN/SMC protein
Exons: 8
Coding region: 1-4611 (1536 amino acids)
Biological process (GO): mitotic chromosome condensation
Cellular component (GO): chromosome
Molecular function (GO): ATP binding; ATP hydrolysis activity; protein binding
Source: RefSeq, a predicted model, not a curated record
AUGCCGCCUCGUCGAGCUGCGACGGCAAACGCGAGCGAGAGCAGCUCGAGGACGACGAGAGCGCGACCUCCUGCUAGAGCAGCUGCCACCACGACAAAAAGAUCCACACGGGCGUCGAUCGCAUCAGCAGCCUCGAACGAUGACGAGGAUGAAGAUGACGAGGAGGAGGAGGCCGACGUGACUAUUGUAAAGCCUCGCACUGCGCGUGCCCCUCGUGCGGCCACCUCUCGUCGACGGGCCGUCAAGGAGGAGAGCAGCGAGGAGGAGAUGAACGACAGCGCGGAAGAGCAACAUGAUGAAGAAGAGAGUGAGGAGGAGGAGGAAGAGGAAGAGGAAGAAGAGCAAGAGGAGGAGGCGCCCCAAGCACCGCGGGUCAAGAAAGCUGCUACGGCGUUGAAGCCUAGCAGCGCUUCGACUCGCUCUGUUCCUACCGCUGCCAAGUCUAAGCCGCCCUCGCGCAAUGUCAGCGGCGCUUCACAGCGCAGCAACAGGAGCGCCACGCCAAGGACCCCUUCUGUUUCUCUGACAUCUGCGGAGGUCGCUUCUGAAGGUCCGCUGGCCGGCACACCAUUCUCCAUUCGACGUCCCUCGGCACCUACAGCACCGGAAGCUCCCAAGACGCGUCUGACCAUUCACAAGAUGGUGCUAAAAGACUUUAAAUCGUACGCUGGCACGCAAGUGAUUGGGCCCUUUCACAAGAGCUUCUCGGCUGUCGUGGGUCCCAACGGAUCGGGAAAGUCGAACGUCAUCGAUGCUCUGCUCUUUGUCUUUGGCUGGAGGGCCAACAAGAUGAGACAGGGCAAGCUGUCUGAGCUGAUCCACUUGUCUGCUGGACGAGAGAACUUGCCAAGCUGCACCGUCGAGGUGUGGUUCAGAGAGAUUGUCGAUCUGCCUGGACCCAACGCAUACAAAGUCGUGCCCGGCACUAAGCUCGUCGUCGCUCGUACCGCCAUGCGUAACAACCAGUCCGUCUACUCGGUCGAUGGCAAGAAGAGCAACUUUACGGAAGUCACUACCUUGCUGAGAGGAAGGGGCAUCGAUCUGGACCACAAGAGGUUCUUGAUCUUGCAGGGCGAGGUCGAGAGCAUUGCUCAGAUGCCACCCAAAGCCAAAGGGGAGCACGACGAGGGACUGCUCGAGUAUCUCGAGGAUAUCAUUGGCACUAGCGAGUACAAGGGACCAAUCGAAGAAGCUGCAAAGAUGGUGGAUGAUGCCAAUGAAGCCCGCAGCGAGCGCCUGGCCCGCCUCAAGAUUGUGCAAAAGGAGAAAGAUAACUUGGAGGCCAAGAAGCAAGAGGCGGAAGAAUUUUUGAGAAAUCAAAACGAGCUGGUGCAGAGGCAAUCGGCGCUUUGGCAAGUGUACAUGCUCGAGUGUCGCGAUCAGAUCAAAGUGGCGAGCGCUGCUAUCGAGAAGCUGGAAGCGCGUCGACAAUCGGAAGAGGAAAAACAUGCGGGCAGCAAAGCCGAGAUUCAAGCAUUGGAGACAGAGUACGAAGAGGUGCUGCGCGAAUUUGAAGCGGUGGCGAAAGAUACAGAGAGGGUGGUGAAGGAGCUCGCGCGUUUUGAGAGGGAAGACGUCCAGCUGCAAGAGAAGCGCAAGCACCUUGAUGCCAAGAAAAAGAAGCUGAACAAGUCGCUCACCGAGGACAAGCACGUCAUCUCCGAAGCUCGCGCUACGUCGAGCAACUCGGCAGAAGAGAUCGAGACUGUGGGCGCCGAGCUCAACAAGCUGGAAUCCUCGCUCAGCAAGGAAGAAGCCGAGUUGGACGACAUCCGGGAAGGCCUCAAGGGCAAGACGGAAGGGUUCACCGCUGCGAUCGAGAAGAAGCAGCGGGAGCUUCAGCCUUGGGCUGCCAAGAUUAGCGAACGUCAGAAUGCGCACGACGUGGCUACCGAAGAACGUAAUUUGCUCGAGGCACGCGCGCAACAGGCCACGAAGGAGGCAGAUGCGGCCAGAGAUGCCGUCAAGGAGAUCGUGGCGGACAAUGAAGCCAAGAGCGAGGAGCUCGAAAGUCUGCGCAAAGAGCAAAAAGAGGCGCAGCAAAAGGUUGGCGCGUUCGAAGGCAAACUCGAGCGCAUGAAUGUGGAUGUCAUCGAGGCUCGCGCGAGAGCUCGUGCCGCGCGCAGCAAGGCCGACGAAGCCAAGUCUUCAGCGACGUCAAAUCGAUCCAAGAGCGAAGUGCUGAAAGCUUUAACGCGACAGUCUGACCUGGGAAUGCUCAAAGGUUUCCAUGGGCGACUAGGCAGCCUAGGCACCAUCGAGGAAAAGUACGACGUGGCUAUCAGCACGGCUUGUCCUGGUCUGGAUAACAUGGUGGUAGAUGGCGUAGAGACUGGUCAGACAUGCAUCGAACAUUUGAGACGAAACAAUUUGGGACGCGCAAAUUUCAUCCUCCUCAACAGUCUGGGCAAGGUCAACAUGCAGCGCAUCGCGACGCCCGAAGAUGUGCCUCGCCUAUUCGACUUGGUCAAGCCGAAGGAAGCGCGUUUUGCAGCGGCAUUCUACCACCAGCUGAGAGACACGCUCGUUGCCAGGGAUUUGGCUCAUGCAAAUCGCAUCGCCUACGGAGCCCAGCGCUGGCGCGUCGUGACGCUUGAUGGACAGUUGAUCGACAAGAGCGGAACAAUGUCGGGCGGCGGUGCACGAGUCGCCAAAGGAGGAAUGAGCUCCAGAUUGGAGGAAGGCGUCUCACCCGAGCAGGUGGCCCGUCUCGAACGAGAGAGCGAAGCGGCAGAGGCCUCGGUCCAAAAUCUCGUGCAGUCUGCCAAGGAUAUGCAGAGCUUGCUCGACGGUCAAAAGAAGCGCUUGCCCUUGCUCGAGAUGGACAUUGAAAAGGUGGCGAUGGAUGUCGAGGCGGGACGCAAGCGCGUGGAAGAAGCCGAACACCGCGUUGCUGAGCUCACGUCUGCAGCGGGAUCUUCCAACGACGAUGCCGAUGCGAGUCGAAUGGCCCAGCUAGACACUUCCCUCUCGAAGAUCAGCAAGGAUCUGGCCGGACUCAAGGAGAAGAAGAGCGUCAUCGAAUCCGACAUUGCCGUACUACACGAAAAGAUCCUGGAAGUUGGAGGGGUGCGCUUGCGCACGCAGAACGCCAAGGUCGACGGAAUCAAGCAGAUGAUUGAACUGAGCAACGAGCGCAUCACCAAGGCUGAGGUGACCAAAGCGAAGGCCGAAAAGGACAUUGCCAAGCUGGAGAAGAGCAACGCGGCGAAUGGUGAAGCGCUAGACGCUUUGCAGAGCGAGCUGGACGAGCUUGGUGCGGUGAUCGAUGGCAAGUCGAAAGAGGUUCGCGCUGUGCGAAGCAAGGUCGAGGAAGCGCAGCACGUCAUGGAGACGAAGCAAGAUGCAAAGGACGAGAUCAAAGCUCAGCUCGAGGGCAAGUCCGACUCCAUCAAUGCUUUCCGAAAGCUCGAAAUGGAGAUCAAGCAGAAGCUCGAAGAUAAUCAUCACUCGGUCGCGGACAAUACCAAGCGUCUGCAGCACUGGCAUGACAAGCACGCUCAGCUGCGUCUGCACCGCAUCGAGAGCGAUGAGGAUGAUGACGAAGACGACUCGGAAAGCGAACAAGGAGCCGCUGUAGAAGAUGCGAAGGCAGCGCGACCCGAUGCCAAGUCUAGCAAGCGCGUUCCAAAUGCCAAGAUCGCCAAGUCCAAGAGCUCCAAGUCGGACACGCCCGACGAUGAAGACGCUGCAUCGGACGAUAGCGUAGAUGAAGAGCUCGUGCUGCAAGAAUUUCCUCCUGACGAGCUGCGCGGCUUUGACAAGGAGAGCAUCAAGGCAGAGAUCAUCAUUUACGAAGAACAAGUACAAAAGGGUAUUGGCAAUCUGGCCGUGUUGGAAGAGUACCGCAAACGCGAAGCCGACUUUGUUUCCCGUGCCAAGGACCUCGAGGAGACUACCAAGCAGCGCGACGUGGCCAAGCAAAAACACGACGAUCUGCGAAAGCAGCGAUUGGAGCAGUUCAUGGUCGGCUUCAGCGUCAUUUCGGCAAAGCUAAAGGAGAUGUACCAGACGAUUACGCUGGGAGGCAAUGCGGAGCUGGAGCUCGUCGACAGUCUGGAUCCGUUCAGCGAGGGUAUCCUCUUUAGCGUCAUGCCGCCCAAGAAGAGUUGGAAGAAUAUCAGCAAUCUGUCAGGAGGCGAAAAGACGUUGAGUUCUCUUGCGCUCGUCUUUGCUCUGCAUCAUUUCAAGCCCACUCCUUUCUACGUACUGGACGAGAUCGACGCAGCGUUGGACUUUAGAAAUGUGUCCGUCAUUGCCAACAUGAUCGUCGCACGAACAGCAGGCGGUGCUCAAUUUGUGGUAAUCAGUCAUCGAAAUAAUCUGUUCGAGCUUUCCAACAGAUUGGUAGGCGUCUUCAAGACGGGCAAUCAGUCUAGAUCUUUGGCUGUUCACAAUACGGACCUGCACGCCCCUCAACAGGUCGGUCCGGCUUCUCUGCCCGGCUCCAGUCCCGCUUCUGGUCGGAUGAGCGCCCCGCCGUCUCAAAGGGGUAGCAGCGCCAAUCAGCAGAUGGGCGGCACGGGCAAGACGGGCACACAGAGCGGACCGAGAGCUUCCAACGUCAGCACUCUUGUGCCCCCUACACCACUGGCCACGCGAAGGAAUUAG